AUGUCAAUGAAGCAUACGAAGGGGAAACAAACAAAGGGAAAGCAAAAGAUCGAGAUGAAGGUGGUUGAAACCUACGCAGACAGAAUGAUUACGUUCUCAAAACGUAAAUCAGGGAUUUUCAAGAAGAUGAACGAGAUCAUCACACUGUGCGACGUGGAAGCGGCUUUCAUGGUUUUCUCUCAAGCCGGAAAGCCUUACACAUUCGCACAUCCGUCUAUGGAGAAAGUGGUUGGCCUGCUGAGACAUGAACCAUCCUCGAAAGACGUUACCAAUACGGGAGCGCUAGUCGAAGCUUAUAAGAGACAAAGGAUCGAGGAACUCAUGAAAAAAUACGUUGAUCUCGUUGAGGAGCUAGAGAUGGAAAAGGAGAAUGUGAAAAAUUUGAAGGGGUCGAGAUUCGAAAAGAAGUUAGACAAAAUGUGGUGGAACAUUCCUUCUGAAGGCUUGAGCAUGGAGGAGUUGAAGCAGAGGCACCAAGCGUUUGUCGAGUUACAUGAUAGUUUAUGCGCUAUCAAUAUCCAGCGGUUGGGGAAAGACUGUGAUGGUUCAUCUUCUGGUCAUGUGGAGCGUGGACAUUGUGGUGAAGGCGAAGCCGAAGCAUGA
Molecule: messenger RNA, 603 nt
Organism: Eutrema salsugineum
Lineage: Eukaryota; Viridiplantae; Streptophyta; Magnoliopsida; Brassicales; Brassicaceae
Product: agamous-like MADS-box protein AGL62
Exons: 1
Coding region: 1-603 (200 amino acids)
Biological process (GO): regulation of transcription by RNA polymerase II
Molecular function (GO): RNA polymerase II cis-regulatory region sequence-specific DNA binding; protein dimerization activity; DNA-binding transcription factor activity, RNA polymerase II-specific
Source: RefSeq, a predicted model, not a curated record